Messenger RNA from Salvelinus fontinalis (brook trout), 3196 nucleotides. RefSeq names its product butyrophilin subfamily 1 member A1-like. Gene Ontology annotation, molecular function: protein binding. The record is from RefSeq and is a predicted model, not a curated record. The coding region runs from base 452 to 2524 and encodes 690 amino acids. The transcript has 9 exons. Lineage: Eukaryota; Metazoa; Chordata; Actinopteri; Salmoniformes; Salmonidae.
CUGCACAUUUUCUCAUCAAUUAAACAUUUGAUCUCAAUGCAGUGUUCUGUUCCCAAAACUAGAAUCUGUUACGAACAGAGGACGAAGUUUUAUAGAUUUGACCUUUUGCCAAAGUAUAAAACAAUCUAGCUGUUUAGAAGGAGUGCCAAGGCACAUUGAGUUAUUGCAAACGCGCCAUCAGAGUAGUCGUUCCCUGAAGGAAAUAUGCAGAUUAAAUAUAUCAUCUUUGGUGAUACAGUAUAUUUGAACAAAUUCGAAAGUGAAAGUCCUGCGACAAAUAGGCACAGCACGUUUAUUGUAUAACGGUCUUGUCGGGGGAAAAUCAGGUCUAGUUAUUCGCACAAGUGUGAUUGAGAUAUUAUAUGAUAAAGUAUUAUUAGCAUUAUUUUCUGAACUAAUAUUUCCCGACUUCAUUUUGACGUCGUGAUUUUUCAGAGAUUUUACGCACGACAUGCCACCUUGCGUUAUUGAAAAAGACAGCUCCAGGGCCCUGUAUACAGUUAUGUGGUUGUGCAUAUUGGCAGCUUGGUGUGUGUCUCUCUCCACUGCCACUUCUGACAUUUUCACAUGUUCGGUACCCGAGGAUCCGGUCUCGGCUCGGUUGGGACAUGUUGCCACCAUGCCUUGCUGGCUCACCCCUUCCACGAACGCAGAGGGUCUGGAGGUGCGUUGGUACCGGCCCAAAGAUUUCGACAACCCGGUCUUGCUCUACAGCGAGACAAAGAUCCAGGAAGCCUCACAGCAGUCCCAAUACGUGGGCCGCACCUCCCUAGGGCUCCGGAAGGUUACGUCAGAAGGGCUGAAGGGAGGGGAUGUGACCUUGAAGCUGGUUAAUGUCACUCUGAGAGACCAAGGGGAGUAUGUGUGCUACGUCAGCAGUAACCAGGACUAUGAGACUGCAAGUGUCUUUCUCAAUGUAACUGUGAUGGGCAGCGCUCCUCUCCUCUCAGCAGUCAGAACAGAUGCUGACUCUGUGAAUGUGAGCUGUGUUUCCCAUGGAUGGAAGCCAAGGCCCAGGCUACAGUGGUCAGAUGGGAGGCAGACUCUGAAACCUGAGAAGCUGGACUACAGCAGUGGUGCCCAUGGUCUGGUGUCUGCCCACAGCUGGGUCCUCUCUUCCCCCUCCAGUGCUCCCUGGGUAUCCUGUUCUCUGGUUCUCUCUGAAGGGGAGGAGUUGGAGGGAAGAGUGGACCUACGGAACCUUGGCUCUGUACCAGAGACUUCAUCAGGACUGCAAACAGCUGUCAUCAUUUUAGCUCUGGUUCUGCUCCUGUCAGUUGUCUUCAUCGGUGUGCUCUACAAAAAGAGAGGAAACAAAUCAACACAUGUGCCUAAUGGAGAUAUAGUGGACAUAGAGACUAUGAGACAAGCUGAAGAUUUCGUGGAUAUAGAGACUAUAGAGACUAUGAGACAAGCUGGAGUGGAUGUCACAUUGGAUCCCAAGACAGCUCCUCCUUAUCUGACAGUUGGUUCAAAUGGUAAAAUUGUGAGAGACAGUUUAUAUAAUCCAUGUUCUCCUGGUGAGCAUGCUUAUAUACUUGGGACACAUGGUUUUACCUCGGGCAGCAAUGCUUACUGGGAGGUGGGACUGGGUGAUCAGAAGGUAGGCGUUAAAGAAUCCUGGUGGGUUGGACUGGCAAGUGGGUCUGUUAAAAGACAAGGUGAUGUACCAGCCACACCUUCCAAUGGUUUCUGGUUCCUGUCCUCAGACAAAGAGAAAGGCUUACGGCUUAAUAUGACCCCCGACAUCCUACUUCCUGCCAAUCCUAGACCUCAGACAGUAGGUGUGUAUUUGGACUAUGACAAAGGAGUACUCUCUUUUAUCAAUGUAAAAGACAAUACACUGAUUGUCACUGUGGAAGCUAUGUUCACAGGGGAGGUGUUUCCUCUUUUUAACCCAGGUAAAGGUGACAGAGCCCCUAUGACGAUAUCAGAUGUCAGACACUAUAAAACAGAACCUGGACAAGUGACUGUUUCUGAGACAGAGAGACAUGAAGAGACUGAGACUGAUGGUGACCAAGCCCCUAUGACGAUAUUAGAUGUCAGCCACUAUAAAACAGAACCUGUACAAGUGACGGUUUCUGAAAGAGAGGGUAAUGUCUCUCCACCUGCUGAAGAGGCUGAGACUGAUGGUGACCAAGCCCCUAUGACGAUAUUAGAUGUCAGCCACUAUAAAACAGAACCUGUAAAAGUGACUGUUUCUGAGACAGAGAGACAUGAAGAGACUGAGACUGAUCGUGACCAAGCCCCUAUGACGAUAUUAGAUGUCAGCCACUAUAAAACAGAACCUGUAAAAGUGACUGUUUCUGAGACAGAGAGACAUGAAGAGACUGAGACUGAUGGUGACCAAGCCCCUAUGAAGAUAUUAGAUGUCAGCCACUAUAAAACAGAACCUGUACCAGUGUCUGUUUCUGAAAGAGAGGGUAAUGACGCUCCUCCUGCUGAAGAGGCUGAGACUGAUGCCCUUCUAGCUACUAACCAAAGUCGCAAUCAUCAGACUUCGGAAUCCAAAGACGGUCUUUAAAUGUCUGUGAAUAAACUAGAGCACUAUGUAUUAACACAUUGUUUUGUGUAUCAAGUGCACUUCAUAUUAGGGUGUGUAUUCUGUACUGGUCCAAUUCAUCAUCAUCUCCUUCCUCUUCUCCUUUAUCUGCAGUGCAAUUUGAUUUGAUUACCAUGGAAACAUAUGAUUGGUGAAAGCAGUGUAGUAGAUGGAUGGAUGGAUGGAUGGAUGGAUGGAUGUAAUGGAUGGAUGGAUGCACUAGAUGGAUGGAUGUACUAGAUGGAUGGAUGUAAAGGAUGGAUGGAUGUAGUAGAUGGAUGGAUGUAGUGGAUGGAUGGAUGUAGUAGAUGGAUGGAUGUAAAGGAUGGAUGGAUGUAGUAGAUGGAUGGAUGUAGUAGAUGGAUGGAUGUAAAGGAUGGAUGGAUGUAGUGGAUGGAUGGAUGUAGUGGAUGGAUGGAUGUAAAGGAUGGAUGGAUGUAGUAGAUGGAUGGAUGUAAAGGAUGGAUGGAUGUAGUAGAUGGAUGGAUGUAAAGGAUGGAUGGAUGUAGUAGAUGGAUGGAUGUAGUGGAUGGAUGGAUGGAUGGAUGUAGUAGAUGGAUGGAUGGAUGGAUGUAGUAGAUGGAUGGAUGUAGUGGAUGGAUGGAUGUAGUAGAUGGAUGGAUGUAGUAGAUGGAUGGAUGUAAAGGAUGGAUG